Molecule: messenger RNA, 1034 nt
Organism: Babjeviella inositovora NRRL Y-12698
Lineage: Eukaryota; Fungi; Ascomycota; Pichiomycetes; Serinales
Product: acetate uptake transporter family protein
Exons: 1
Coding region: 86-916 (276 amino acids)
Cellular component (GO): plasma membrane
Molecular function (GO): acetate transmembrane transporter activity
Source: RefSeq, a predicted model, not a curated record
GUGGCUUCCUUCGGAAGGUAUGAACCCCCCAGUUCCCAGCUUUUCAUUAACACGCUUACAAAGCCCACUACCACAAAAAUUCAACAUGCCCGAACGCUACUCACCAGAUAUCGAGAAGAACUUCCACUCCAUCUCCCAAGAGGAUUCCAGUGCGAGUAUCAAUGAGGCCAAUCGUGACGAACUCCCAAGAAUCGGUCGCUGCACAACCUCCGAUGACGGCGAGUGGUUGUACUUGGGUGAUCAGCGCUUCAGACGCGACGAGAUCCAAACUGCGUUUGGUGGUACCUUGAAUACCGGGUUGCGUGCCGCCCCGUCUAGAAAGUUUGCCAAUGUGGCUCCUAUGGGGCUUGCUGCAUUCAGUAUUCCAACAAUGUGUAUGGCGUUUGUGAACUUGGGCGCCACUGGUGGCACCAACAUCAGUGCCUUGAUCGGGGCUGCUUUCUUCCUCGCUGGUAUGGUGGAAAUUCUUGCUGGGAUGUGGGAGGUUGUUAUGGAAAACACCUUUGGGGCGACUGUUUUCACAAUUUAUGGUGCAUUCUGGUUGAGUUACGGGUCGAUCCUUUGCGACUCCUUUGGCAUUAUCGCGUCGUACAAGUCCGCAGCUGAGUUUGACAAGAUGAUGGGGUCUUUCUGUGCCGUAUGGGCGCUUUUCUCCUUCUUGGCCUUCUUGUGCACUCUUAAGACCACCGUUUCCUUCUGCGGUCAGUUCCUCUUCAUUACCUUGAUGUUUAUUGUCUUUACCGUGGUGCAGUUUACCCAAUCCCCGGGCUGGACAAAGACUGCUGGGGUCAUCGGUCUCAUCACCUCCCUUUUCGGGUUUUAUAAUAUGUUUGCGGGUAUGGUUGAUACUGCAAACAGCUAUAUUUUGCUCAGGCCAAUCUUCAUGCCGGGUGCCGAAGUUCCUCGUGCCCACUAAGCGAAUGAAUCUGGGAUUUGGAUUUGACUAUAAGCUGGCCUUGUACGUCUUCCACUGCCAAGGUGUUUAAUUUGUUAUAAGAUUACAGUACUGUUUUAAAUUUAUGUUAGCAGUAGCA